CCACGCUGCCGUCCCGCACCGCCUUACGGUUCGUCUUCUUGGCUUCCGCGCUCGUUCUUGCCUUCGCCUGCUCCUCUCCUCCUCCUCCCUCCUGGCUUCCAAACUCUAGUGUUCUUGCUCUCCUCCCGAGGGCGAUCGCCAUUUGCGACCGAUCAUGCCGCUGUUCCUUUCCGAGGAGGAGUCCCGGCUCCCCUCUCACGACGCCGCGACGGUGUCGGGGAGGGCCGAUGCCGUCAUUCGGGAUCUCCACCUCCAGGUCGACACGGCCAAGGCGGAGAAGGACGCCGCCGCCAUUGCCGCCGAGCAGACCUGCGCCCUCUUGGAGCAGAGGUACGAGUCCCUCUCCGAUGACCUUACUCGGCUCCGGUCCGAGAACGCCCAGCUCUCCGCCUCCAUCGAGCAGAGGCUCUCCGAACUCGCCGAGGUCCAGGCCGAGAAGCACCGGCUCCAUCUCAAGACUGUUGAAAAGGAUGGAAAGAUAGAGAGACUGUCAUUGGAAACGGUGGAACAUCACAAAUCCAAGCGCCAGCUUCUGGAAUUGGUGGAACAAAAAGAUGCGGAGAUCAGGGAGAAAAAUGCCACCAUCCAGAGCUAUCUUGAUAAGAUCGGUAGUUUGACAGACAAUGCUACUGCAAAGGAGGCUAGGCUGCAUGAUAUUGAAGCAGAAUUGGUGCAUUGUCGUGUGACAUGUAAUCGUCUUACUCAGGAGAAAGAACUGCUUGAGCAGCAUAAUGUAUGGCUUAAUGAGGAGUUGAGUGCCAAAGUUAAGAGCCUCAUUGAACUACGUAAAAUGCAUAUGGAUGUUGAGGCAGAUAUGUCUGCUAAGCUUGCUGGUUUUGAAAGACAGAUUGAUGAAUCUUCGAUAUUGUUAACAUGGAGUAGAGAAAGAGUAAGGGAACUAGAGAUGAGAAUCACCUCUUUGGAAGAGGAGUUAUGCUCAUCUAAGGACACUGCUGCUUCUACUGAAGAGCGUUUUGCUGCUGAGCUAUCAACUAUCACAAAGCUUGUUGAACUUUACAAAGCAAGUUCCGACAAAUGGUCCAAAAAGGCAGGGGAGCUUAAGGGUGUUAUCGAAGCACUGGAGAUACAUAUGGCUCAGGUCAAAAAUGAGUACAAAGAGAAACUUGAAAAGGAAGCAUCACUUAGAAAGGAUCUUGAAAAGGAAGCUGCAGACAUGAAAAUGAAGCUAGAAAAGUUCGGAGCUCAAACUGAGAAUGCAAAGGCUGAUGAGUUGAGCCUUCUUCCAGUAGCCAGUGUCCAUGCCAAUCCAACCUUGCAAGAACUUGAUAACACGCAUGAGGAUGGCCAGUUGGUUGUCCCUAGGAUUCCAUUAGGUAUUUCUGAAACAGCAUUAGCUGCUUCUCUUCUGCAAGAUGGUUGGAAUCUUGCUAAAAUGUAUGAGAAAUAUCAAGAAACCUUUGAUGCUUUGCGGCAUGAGAAGUGGGGUCGGAAGCACGCAGAAGCCAUUUUGGAACGGGUACUGCAUGAAAUAGAACAGAAGGCUGAGAUAAUUUCAGAUGAACGAGCUGAACAUGAGAGAAUGGUGGAAGCAUACUCUUCGAUGAAUCAAAAAUUUCAGCAGGCGCUAUUGGAGCAUGAUAAUUUUGAGAGUAGUAUUAAGAACUUAAAGUCUGAGUUGAAGAGGCGUGAACGUGAUCAUACUAUUGCACAAAGGGAAAUAAGUGAUCUUCAGAAGCAGGUAACAGUUCUUUUGAAGGAAUGCCAAGAUAUUCAAUAUCGCUAUGGUGCUGCCCCUCAGGUUCAUGCUGAUAAAUUUCUUACUCCAAGUUCGGUUGAUACUGAUGAUGGCAUGGCUGCGAGGAACGAGAUCUCUCAACCUCUUAUGACGUUUAAGGACAUACAUGGAUUAGUGGAGCAGAAUAUCCAGCUUCGAGGCAUUGUGCAUGGUCUUACAUGUGAAGACGAAAAAAGAGAUGCUGAACUAAGGGUUGGAAUGCAUAAGAGGUUGUGUGAAGAAGAACGUACGCUUCAUGCUUCUAGCCAUAUUUACACUGAAUCUAUGCCUGAAGAUGGCAGGAAGGAUCUUAUGCUUCUUUUUGAAGAUUCUCAGGAAGUUUCAAAGAAAGGAUCCAAGAAAGUUGCUGAAUGUGCUAGAAAUCUUGAAGAGGAUUUGGCUAAAUUAAGGGAGGAACUUGCAUCUGCACGUUCAGAGCGUGAUAAGAUGGCCCUGGAAUCCAGUUUUGCUGGAGAAAGACUUGAUGGCUUCAUGAAAGAAUUUGAACACCAGAGGGAGGAGGCAAAUACAGUUUCAGCUAGAAAUAUGGAGUUGACACACUUGCUAGUUGAUUAUGAAAAGCGUAUCCGAGAAAGUUCUGAUUCUUCACAAGCCUGUGAAGAGAAUUUGCGAAAGCUUUCUGUGGAGGUCUCUAUUUUGAAGAAUGAAAAAGAAAUCCUACUAAAUUCGGAGAAAAGAGCUUUGGAUGAAGUUCAUAGUUUGUCUGAGAGAGUGCAUCGUCUUCAGUCAAGCCUGGACACAAUGCAAAGCACUGAGGUGGUGCGAGAGAAUGCAAGAGCUAUGGAGAGGAGAAAACAGGAAGAGCAUUUCAAACAAGUUGAAAGAGAUUGCGCAGAAGCUAAGAAGGAACUUCAGGAAGAGCGAUAUAACGUUCGGAUCCUAAUGCUUGAUAAGGAAAUGUCAAAGGAGAAUUCCAUGAAACAGGUGGAAGAAAUGAGAAAAGACUUAGCUGACGCUUGGCGAGCUGUUGUGUCAGCUGAAUCAAGGGCGGCUGUGGCAGAGGCCCGGUGCUCUGAUCUGGAAGCCAAAAUUCGCUGUACAGAGAAAAAGUUUGCAUUAGCAGGCCAGUCCAGGGUACGGGGCAUGCUGCUUGGUGUCCACCUAUGUGGACCUGUAUUGACAUGUGCUGGUUUGGUUACUCGUGUACGACACUUUCUUAGUUGGUUUGCUCUUGAUGGUCAUCCUGUUCAUGAUAAUCAGAGUGGCCUGAUGGCCUUUAAACAAUGGGGAUUGGGGACCCUUGCACACAUUGUACUUAAGCUCCUAAGAGGAUUGCCUGAGAGUUAUGUUAUUCUCCAGGCUGAGACACUUCAAGAGUUGACAAAUACUUCUAAAGAACUGUCUUCAUUGCAAAAUGAAGUACCAAAGCUUCAGGAAAUUUUAGAUGCGCAAAAGACUGAAAAUGAUGUUCUGAAAGCAUCAUGGGAAAAUGAAAAAUCUGAGUUGCAAGCACGAAAGGAUGAAGCUGAGAGGAAGUACAAUGAAAUAAAUGAGCAGAAUAAAAUAUUGCACAAUCGAUUGGAAUCUUUGCACACUAGAUUAGCUGAAAGGGAACGAAGUUCUGCUGGAUUUUCUUCCCAAAAUGUAGAUUCGCAAACUGAGAGUGACUUACAACAUGUUAUCGGCUAUCUUCGCAGGUCAAAAGAAAUUGCUGAAACUGAAAUAUCCUUGCUGAAACAAGAAAAGUUGCGGCUACAAUCACAACUUGAGAGUGCUAUGAAGGCAUCUGAAAGAGCUCAAGCCUUGCUACAUUCUCAUCAUGAAAAUUCUGGAGCAAUAUUGUUCAAAGAUGAAGAAUUCAAGUUUCUACAGCUUCAGGUGAGGGAAGUUAAUUUGCUUCGUGAAAGCAACAUGCAGCUUAGAGAGGAGAACAAGCACAAUUUUGAAGCAUGUCAGAAACUUCGUGAUGAAGCACAAAAGGCUAACUUGGAAGCUGAAAAAUUUGAAAAUCUUUUAAGAGAGAAGCAAAUAGAGUUUGAUGCUUGCCAAAAACAGGUUGAGAUGUACAAGAUGGAGAUAUGGCAUUUGAACAAUCGGAUUGACGAGUUAGUUGAAAGUUGUAAAAAUAUUAAUCUUGCGGAAUAUGAGCAGAUGAAGGAUGAGCUCCAACAGAUUAAGAUCCUGCUGAAGGAAAGUGAGAUGGAAGCUCAGUUGAGGAAGAAUCUUCUUUUCGAGAAACAGGAAAUGAUAUCAAACUUGGAACAAGCCCUUGUAAAAUGUCGAUCAGAAUUAGCUGAACAAGUGAAAAGGCUAAAUGAUGCUCUAAUUGAGGCAAAUAUCAAACCAGAAAAUGAGAAACAAAAGAAGAUUCUCUCUCUUUUGAAGAAAAAGAAUGAAACCUUGACAAAGGAGGAACUGAACAAGGACAAGCAAGGCCUUUUGAAAGGGAUAGAAGAUUUAAAAUCAAGUACAAUUGACCAUAGUCUUAUCUGUUGCACGUUUUGUGCACUUUUCCUAAUCUGGUCAAACUUGACAGGGAGGAAGAACAUAGCUGAUGGUUUGGUGGACCAAGCCACAAAGGAGAAGAUCACCAGAACACAGAUGCUGGAGAAAACUCUAGAGAGAGAGAGGAGGGAUGACAACAACGAGAAAGCAAAGCAACAAAAGAAUGAAAGGGCAGUACUUGAGCUUAUUCAGACAGUAAACAAGUAUCUUUUUUAUUCUUAUUGUGCAUUUUUACAUGGAACUGCAAUAACCGAUAUUCAACUUUCUCCUUGGUUUAGCUUGGAUGAAGACACUCAUAAAUUCUUCUUUUCCAUGUCUAAGUUCGAACAAGCAGUGAAUUCCCCUCUAAAGGAUGGACAGGGAUGUCAUUUCCUCCCUUCAGAUGCUUCAACUGGAUCCAUGGCCAUUGCAGGUCGGCAGUUUCCCUCUCGACAGGUAAGACUUUCUACACCUCAUACGAAGGCAACACCAGAAAAAGAGAAGGGGUCUGCCAUGGUCAAACCAUUUAAUGAAGUCCAUAAGGUAGGGAGGCAUCUUGUACGUUCUCGUCUUGAGAGGUCUGAAGAACCUCAAGUUGACAUAGAAAUGUCAGGAAUAAAAGGGUCUACAACAGAGGAGAGGAAGGUUGGUACAUCUCACGAGCCAGAAAUUUCAGGUGACAUUUCUUUGCAACAUCCAUCUGCUCGCAAACGCCUAGCUUCAUCAUCAGCAUCAGACCUAAGAGAACAAUUUGUUGCACGAGAUGAGAGUGGAUGUGAUGUUGCACCUCCACUGAAGAAAUCCAAGAACUCUGAUAUACAAGAGGGCAAUGAAGCACAAAUUGUCCCAUCACCUUCUGAGAAUCCUGAUUCACUGCAACAGUCAUGUUUAUCUACUGAUAUUUCUGAUAUACAACCGCCUGUGGAAGACAUGGAAUCUGAUCAAGCUCCAGUCUUGUUGAGUGAGGACAUUGUUGAAACAGCAAGGGCGGAUGAUACUACAACCAAGGAAGAAAUAGAGGAACAUCAAAGGAUACCCCUGCAUGGCACAAAUCAAGAAGAUGACAUUCAGUAUGAAGGUGAUGCUAUUGUAGAAGAGGUUGCUGAUAAGUCAAAAGCACCAGUGGAGUUGCUCGACAAAUGCCUAAAGAACAAAGAUGGAAAAGAAAUGCUGCAGUUUUUAGCUGCUGAUGGUGAAGAUGAGAUGGAAGAGGAGUCGACACUUUUUGAAGCAGAACAGCAACAACAGGAUGGUACAUCAGUUGAAUGCCAGCGUGAGUCUGUGCCUGGUGAUGGAGAUCAGAUCGGGGAUGCAACUUCGGAGAUUGUUGAGGUUGCCUCUCCUGCAGUUGAGAGUGAGAAGAGUGAAAGUGUUGAUGUCAUGAAAGAGGUUGCUGAGGGCAAUGAUAACAGCGAUCGUGGUGCUUCUGAUACUGUCCAAAGUCCACUGACAUCUGCAGGCAUAUCUGAGGGUUCACCAAGCACUCCGCAUGGUUCAGUUUCUGAACAGCACACUAAUACUGUUGCAGAUAUGGAAGAAUCACAGGGCCACAGAACAAUAACCAUGUUUGAGAGAGCUAAACAGAAUGCCAUUUUGAGACAACGAGCCAGAAUGACAGCUCAGCCCCCCCUCCAGAGGCCAGGCAGCGCUGCUGGUAGUUGCAGGAGAGAUGGCAAUCGAGGUGGAUCACAAGGUGGCUGAGGUGGGCGUGGGUCAUCAUUGAGUGAUAGAGAGCAAGAUUGAUUGAUAAUAAGCCCCUGAACAUUACAUUUGUAAAUUUGUAAAUUUGCUGAAUUUGUAAAUUUGUACCGUCUCCGGAUGUGCUCAAGAGUUUGGUUGAGCUGUGCUUUAGUUUGUAGAUUGCUAAGAUGAAUUUUGCUUUCCAGUUGUGUUGCUUUUGUUCGGCUUCUUUGAAGCAUUUUGUCAUCAUUAAAGCCCGUGUCAUGCCUUGUAAAAUUUUACUGACCCGUACGCUAGCAUAUGAUUGGAUUCAAUGAUAACUGGAGAAAAUGUUCAUCUCAUUGUCUUUGGACUAAAUAUGCAUACCGUUGUCACUUAUUCUCUGCAGCAUCA
Messenger RNA from Elaeis guineensis (African oil palm), 6253 nucleotides. The record is from RefSeq and is a predicted model, not a curated record. Lineage: Eukaryota; Viridiplantae; Streptophyta; Magnoliopsida; Arecales; Arecaceae.